CCUGCCCUCCAGGGUCCCGCACUCCACAGCCUUCGGUAAUGUUUGGGGCACGAACUCUUUCCACCUUCGAGCGGGACCAGAACCUGUCGGGUUAACGGGUGAGAUCCCAGCCUGCGUGGCUGGAGAUUUAAGACCCCCGCACGUUGAUUGGCUCCAGCUGUAGAGGUGUGUCAGCGGCUCCGGCGCCCGCGAAGUGCGCAUGCGCAUGGUACCGCUGCGCGCAGGCGCGAUGAGCGCGGAGCGUCUUGUCCAGUCCCAGAGAGUCCGAGCUGCCGUGGCCGAAGAGGAGUGGUCGGACUCGCUCGAGGAUCUACAUUUCCCUUUCUGUGACUGGUAGUUUUGAUUCAUCAUGGAUAAUCUGUCACCAGAAGAAAUUCAGCUGAAGGCUCACCAGAUUACUGAUGAGUCUCUGGAAAGUACAAGGAGAAUCCUGGGUUUAGCCAUUGAGUCUCAGGAUGCAGGAAUCAAGACCAUCACUAUGCUGGAUGAACAAGGGGAACAACUAAACCGCAUAGAAGAAGGCAUGGACCAAAUAAAUAAAGACAUGAGAGAGGCAGAGAAGACUUUAACAGAACUCAACAAGUGCUGUGGCCUUUGCGUCUGCCCUUGUAAUAGGACGAAGAACUUCGAGUCUGGAAAGGGCUAUAAGGCAACAUGGGGCGAUGGUGGCGACAACUCACCAAGCAAUGUAGUAUCUAAGCAACCAGGCCGGGUAACAAAUGGCCAGCCUCAGCAAGCCACAGGGGCAACCAGCGGUGGAUACAUUAAACAUAUAACUAAUGAUGCCAGAGAAGAUGAGAUGGAAGAAAACUUGACUCAAGUGGGCAGUAUCCUGGGAAACCUGAAGAACAUGGCUUUGGACAUGGGCAAUGAAAUUGAUGCUCAAAACCAACAAAUACAGAGAAUCACAGAAAAGGCUGACACCAACAAGGAUCGUAUUGACAUUGCUAAUACAAGAGCAAAGAAACUCAUUGACAGCUAAAGCUCCUGCUGUACUUUAUCAUUUACUCGGCUCUCUAGCGUCUCCUCCUGAGUCAUUACCUUUCAGAGUUCCAAGUUCUGGUCCCACAGUCUUCUAACUGGAGAUAAUAUGAAAGAAGGACCAGAGGAGUAACAGCCUUCCUACUUUUUUUUACUUCUGUGGGUUUUGAGGGUAGGCUACUGUUGAGUCUUCCUUACAGUAUUUUCUCUCUUAGUUGUAUUCUUAGAUUGGUUUCUGUGAUCACACAUAGCGUCUUCAUCCUCUUCACUCACUGAGGUUCUUUUGCUUUCAGGAUUCCAGAGCAUUGCCAAAGACAGUCAUGAAGGAAGUGGCUGUAUAAGUGGCUUUGUUUUGUUUUUUUGGUUAAUUUGGGUUUUAUGGUUAAGGACAAGAGGAAGGAGCAAGAGAUGAGGUAGUUGACUCAGUAAAAACCCAGAGGCCACCCAGAAAAAAAAAAGGUUGCCUAACUACAGUGAAGAUCUACUUUUAAUUUUUAAGUUGCAGUUUUUGCCACUUAAGGCUAAUACUUGGUUUUGGAGCUUUUAUACAUAAUUAUACAUCACUGGUUUUUGUUACACAUCACUAUUCUGAUCUUCUGCUCCAAAAAGAAUAGAAUUGAGUGUUCUUAAGGUGAGCUUAAUUUCUGAACUAGUGAUUAAUGUAUGUAUAUAGAUUCUGUGAUCCCAUUUUAUACCGCACAUUCAAGAACACUGUAUAAAUGAAUACCUUUUAUUUUCAUAUUAGUAGUAUCAUGGUCCCAUUACAGGCCUAUUAGCCCCAUAAAUUUGUCUUGCCUUUAAAGUAUAUAAAUAUAUACAUGAAACAUGAGAAUUCUUCACUAAAACAGGCUUUAAAAUUUGGGGGGAAAGUUUGAUAAAGUGUAUCAUGUGAAAUCAGAUUUACCUCAAUACUAAGAAUUAUGCUUAGAUAGGAAAAAAGAACAUUGUUUUAUCUCAGGUAGAUUGCUUUGAAUUUUGUGUAGUUUUAGACAUUUAAAAAUUUAGAAUUUGGCCGGGUGUGGUGGCGCACGCCUUUAAUCCCAGCACUCGGGAGGCAGAGGAAGGCGGAUCUCUGUGAGUUCGAGGUCAGCCUGGUCUCCAUAGCGAAUCCAGGCCAGCUAGGGCUACAGGGAGACCCUGUCUCAAAAAGACCAAAAAAAAAAAAAAAAAAUUUAGAAUUUGUUACUAAAAGCCAUUUGGAAAAUUAUGCCUUCGGUUUAAUUAUUGAUGAUUUGCACUGUCAUUCUCUUUGCCUUGUGUCCAGAAUCAAGUUUAUGUAGCUACUGAAUAGUGUCAUGAAAAUUGAAUUUGUAUUUGUGAUCUUUACUCAAACACUAGCAUCUGCAUACUUCAGAGCUAUCAAAGUAGAUUGGUUUGACCAAUAACCACUGUUUGAUUCUUACAGUUAAAUUUUGUGACUAAUGGCAUUGUUCUUUCAAAUAGGUAACCUGUAUCUAUGACUUAUUUGGGGGGCAAUAAUUUCAUCAGCUUUUGUUUAACAAAUUGAAUAAAGCAAAUGUCCAUAAAUCAAGCA
Molecule: messenger RNA, 2515 nt
Organism: Nannospalax galili (Upper Galilee mountains blind mole rat)
Lineage: Eukaryota; Metazoa; Chordata; Mammalia; Rodentia; Spalacidae
Gene: Snap23
Product: synaptosome associated protein 23
Exons: 8
Coding region: 350-982 (210 amino acids)
Biological process (GO): synaptic vesicle priming; synaptic vesicle fusion to presynaptic active zone membrane; exocytosis
Cellular component (GO): synaptobrevin 2-SNAP-25-syntaxin-1a-complexin I complex; plasma membrane
Molecular function (GO): SNAP receptor activity; syntaxin-1 binding
Source: RefSeq, a predicted model, not a curated record